AUUAACACUUAAACUACCAAGGCUCCAAAAAAAGUCGGAAGUCCAACUUCGACAAGGCAUGUCUCGGCCGUUUUUCAACCGAUUUAAAAACUUUUUUUGCGAUGGAACCGGACAGGUUUCAAGAACAGCGUCCAUUUUAAAGAUUUUUUAUAGAUACGUCUACCCAAAGUUAAGCAAAAGGCACUUCCUAGUUUUUUUUUGAAAGCGCAUUUUUUGCCCACUUUGAUCAAUAAAAUAAAAUUUAAAGUGAUGACAUAUAGUUUUUUCGACCCUAAAUCAUGCAUACAGCCGGGGUGAACAUGUUUAUGCAAAAUAAGUGAUUUUUCAGUACACUGAUAUUUUAAUUUACUGAAAAAACUGCUAAAAUACCCUAUUUUUCACAUAAAAUAAGAAAUUAAUUUAAAUUCAAAGCGAUGACAUAUAGUUUUUUUGUUCUUAAAUUGUUCGUAGGAUUGUACUGGACGUUUUUGACGAACAAUAAAAAUGUUCUCAUUACACUCUUAUUUUGAAAUACCCGAAGAACUACGAAAAUUCCAUAUUUUUUUCACAAAGUAAUCAAAUCAAAUUAAAAGGAUAGCUUGUAGUUUUUAGCUUUGAAUUGUACUUAGUAGUUUGGGGGACAUAUUUGAAGAAUAACAGUGAUGUUUUCAUUACACUCAAAUUUUGGUUUACUCAAAAACCAUCGAAAGUCCCACAUUUCUCACACAAAGUGGUUAACAAAUAAAAAUGGUCUGCAAUGCAUUGUAGUUUUUUGCCUUGAAAUUAUCCGUAACAGAGUUCAGGACAUAUUUGAUGAACAAAAGUCACGUUUUAUGACACUCUUAAUUUAUUUUACUUAAAAAGCUACAAAAAUACCAUAAUUUUCAUACAAAAUAGUCAAUAAACCAAAAUUUAAAGUUAUAACACUAAUUACUAAUUACACUAAUGUUUUGUUUAAUCAAAAAAUGUACGAAAAUAACACAUUUUUACACAAAAAAGCCAAUAAGCUAAACUCUAAAGCAAUGACAUGUAGUUUUUAUAUUUUGAAUUUAUCGUAGUAGUUUAGUGGAUUUAUUUGAACAAUACUAGUGAUGUUUUUUAUAACACUCAUAUUGUAACGACACGAACCGCGGCUCUGGCGACACUGCCAUAGACCUAUCGUCCGAUCGUACACGAUCAAAAGUUGUCAUCGUAGAUGACUCGCACAAUCACUAUAAAGUCAUAAAAUAGCAAGUGAAUGGACGAGGAAAUGUGCAUCUUGUUUAUGUGAGGAAUAAUUUGUAAAUUUAUUUCGAGUGAAUUUGAUAACCUAAUUGAACUCAACUAAUUAUAUACCUACUUUUUACAGUGCUUAACCCUAUCUAGUAUUUGAACCUAAAUCUAUCGUGCAUUUAUGUUAAAAAUCUGUAUCCUAUUGAGUAGAAAAACUACCUACAAAAGUCCGUAUACGUUAGAUAAGACCCUUUCAAAUCAUUAACUGAACACCAAACAUGUAAGUUACCAAAAAUUAUCCUUAAUAACAUCAGCUAAAUAAAGUUUUUUUGUAGCUUAAAGCGCACAGACAAUUGGAUCGUGUUUGCUAUCAUAGAUUGGUGAAAUCUAACCCCACAAAAUCUUUAAGAUAUUUGUAUGAGGGAGAUGAUGGAAGGACAUCAUAACGUGACAGGCUUCAAUUGCAAAAGGUGCCACCGGCCGGAUUCGGCAGACGAACAGAUGGUCGCAUGCGAUGUAUGCCAUGAGUGGGAGCACUUUACAUGCGCUAGCGUCGAUGGAAGCAUAAAGGAUCAACCGUAUUUAUGUAGUGUGUAUAAGCCGAAGAAAACUGGAGCUAAGGCCAAGGAGUCGCUAAAGCCACCAGAGAAGAACGACAAGAAAUCUUCUAAAGCGUCGUCGAAGAAAGCCUCCGCGAAGGUCAACUCACCUCCUUCGACCGUAAGUUCGGCUACCCGGAUGGCUAUGCUGGAGGCGCAGAUGAAAUUGCUGGACGAACAGGAGCAGCAGCAGAAAUUGGAUCUAGAAGCGGAAGAAGAAUUGAAGAAGCGCGAAUUGGAAGAAGCUCAACGACAGUUGGAAGAGAAAAGGAAACUCUUGGAGGAAGAGCAUCGUUUACGCGAAUUGAAGCUUCGGGAAGACAAGGAGAUCCUGGAGAAACGAAAGAUUAUGAGGCAGCAGUCCAUGGACAAGAAGAACGAAUUACUAAAGCAGAUGUCCAAAUGCAGCAGCAAGUCCAGUUCGAAUAUGGAUUCGAUUGAGAAAGUGUCAUCGUGGCUGGCGAAACAAGAGGAACUACCGCCACCCCCGGCCGAGCCACUAGUCCACUCUACCAAGCCACUCCCCGCGUUGACUCAUGCAGCUAGCACAUCGGCGCAAAUUCUGCCACCAAUUCCAACUAGUUCGGCAGCACUCGCCCCAACGGCAUUUUCUAGAGCAGAGCCGAGCUCCUCGGCGCCUCCACAAAUGCCAUUUUCCCUUCCCGCCACCGAUCAGCCCAAUGUACCAACGUUUCAAACACCGCAUGCGGUGAUCAACGUGUUGCCAAUAUCGCAGAUACCCGUUUCAGCGGCCACAGCGCAUUUAUCUCCACCAACACAGCACGCCUACCCUCCGGCCGUUCAACCAAUGGCGUCAAUCCUGGCGCCGAAUCCGUCGUUGUUCGCUUCAGCAGGCAACGAAGUUGGUCAAUCGCACCUUUUCUCAGUGGGUAAUCCGCUCGCGUCGCCCGGAGUCCCUGUAGUAUUGAGCACCAAUCAGCUGGCAGCGCGGCAAGUUCUAGGGAAAGACCUGCCCAAGUUCAGUGGCCGACCAGAAGACUGGCCUCUCUUCAUAACGACCUUCGAGCAGUCCACAUUAGCAUGUGGAUAUACCGACGUGGAAAAUUUGAUCAGCCUCAAGAAAUGUCUCGAGGGCAACGUGCUGGAGUCCGUUCGCAGCAAGCUACUUCUCCCCUCCAGCGUACCGCACGUUGUCCAAACUCUACGGACCCUCUACGUACGACCCGAGCUGCUAAUCCGGUCCUUGCUGGAGAAAAUUCACCACGUUCCGAUGCCAAGGUACGACCGGUUAGAAACGGUGAUAGAAUUCGGAAUAGCGGUUCAAACUUUGGUUGAUCACCUAGUUGCAGCAGGCCAGAAUGUACUCAAAUCCGGCACUCAUGCAGGAGUUGGUGGAGAAAUUGCCCGGAACGAUGAGAAUGGAGUGGGCUGUCUAUAAGUCUCGGCUUCCAGUAGCCACGUAGCAAUCCUUUGGAGACUUUAUGUCGAGAAUGGUAGCGACGGCGAGUGAAGUUUCGUAUGAACUUCCUACGCUUGAUCGGUUCGGCAAGAUCGACAGGACGAAACCUAAAAACAAAGGCGCCAUGCUCACUCAGCGGAAUCCUCCACUACUUCAACGUAAUCUACCUCGGUGGUCAAAACUGGGAAAUCGAUCGAACCAUGCCUGUGUUGCAGUCGAGUAAUCCAUAGACUGGUGGACUGUAGCCGGUUCAAAUCCCUGAACGCUCACGAUCGUUGGAAACUGGCGGAACAGAAGGGCCUGUGUCGGACUUGCCUGAAUAAUCACGGAAAGUGGCCUUGUCGUUCAUGGAAAGGGUGCGAAGUUGAAGGUUCCCGUCAUAAGCACCACACUCUUCUCCAUGGUACAGCGUUGAGUUCGCAAUCUACUGGAAUGUCAGCAAGCCAUUUAUCGAUCGGUCAGUUCUGCAUGUUCCGGAUAGUUCCAGUCGUGUUGCACGGAAAGGGGAAGGACAUGCUGAUCUUCGCGUUCAUUGAUGAAGGCUCCUCGGAAACACUCAUCGAAGAGGCAGUGGCCAAGUAAUUAGAGGUUUUCGGCCCGAUCGAAUCGUUAACGCUACACUGGACCGGAAGUGUAUCUCGAGAGGAAUCUAACUCACAGCGAAUACAGUUGGUCGGCGUUAAGUCAGACCGGACCAUCUGUUUUUCGACGAUUUCAGAAAAAUGCCCUGCCUAAACUUGUGAUGUCAAAUGUAGUACAUUUUUAUCGGGAAUACUAUAGUUUCUUUAUGUAACGAAACAUCUGUAUCAAAAUAAUGACGGAAAGCUCAAAGUUUUUGAAAUGCUUCGCUUAUUUUUACCUAUCGAAAAAAUUGCGUAGUCCACUCUGACCGAACGCCGACCAGUUGAAGAUUGCAGCAAAAAACAGCGCAGUUUGCCAUGACCUUCACAAUGUGCGAACAGUCCCAACUAACAAUCGCCAACUGCAAACAAGCAUGCAUGCUGAAUUGUUGCUUUAUAAUAGUAAUUAUAGCUGAACUAAAAUUAUGCUGUACACUUAACUGUACAAUCCGAGCAGAAGGGCAUACCUUACAAAUACCAUGCGAAGAGCAACAUGUACUCUAAUACCUAAAAUUGUUAUUACUGCGUUAUUCUACGAAAUGUUAUGAGAACAUCACAAUAACAGUUAGAGGUAUUUGAGCAGAAUUUGGUAUUGAUGUAGUAUUUGUUGGUUCAGCAGUGAAAAUAAUCGAAGAGCAAGAUUUGCUAUUACAUCAUGAAGUCAUCGAAGAAAUAAAACAUUUGAUAACAAGAAAUAUUAUUAGUUUGUUAUUCAAUAACUUUGGAAUAACAAAUACAGUACUUGAAAUUAUAGGUAUGCAUUCAUUUCAUUCAUUUCAUUUCUUUAUUAGAAUCAGUAACUUAAGACUAUCUGUCUUAUCUAUGCUACAAUGUUUAUAACGUAGAAGCAGUGCCACAUUCUAAAUAUUUAAUUCCAUACAUUUGCUUUCUACUACACAAUCGUCAAAAAAAUAAUAAACAUACUCAAUAACUCAACAAACUUAACUAAAGUGCUCAAAACAUCUUCUUCUGAAUCUCAUUCUUGAUGGCUCAUUCGUUAGAUCAUUGGGAAGGGAAUUCCAAAUGGUAACACCUCUGACAAAAAAGGAAUUUCCGUAUUUAGUAGAAUGAUGUCUAGGAAGAAUGAAUUUUUGUGAACGGAAAUUUCUACAUGGUGUCAGUUUAGUGAAUAAAUAGCCAGGCUGCUCAGUUGUUACAAUGUUUUUAAUCAGAAUACAACAUCUCAGUUUAACAAAGUUUUCCAAUGAACACCCGAUUAGUACUGAUUGCAAAUGUGAAACAUGAUCAAAUCUACCCAAAUUAAAGACAUAUCUCACGCAAGAAUUGAGAGCGACUUUUAGUUUAUUAAUUGUACUCGAAGAAGCUUGCAUCAACAAGAAAUCACAAUUAAUGAAGAAAGGUAGAAUUAAGCUUUUGAAUAGUUUUAGUUUUAUAUUUGAUGAGAGAAAAUGUCCUGUUAGCCGUAGAGUUCUCAAUUUAGAGUAUAUUUUACCACAUUGUUGCAAGAUGUAACCAUCCCAUUCAAAAUUGCUUCUGAUAGUGAAUCCGAGACUAGUUGCUUUAUCUGCAUAAUUUAAUCGAUUUCCAUUAAUCGUGAGCAAUGGCAGCUCUUCGUGAUAAGGGCUUGAAGUAAUAAAUAAAGCCUAAGUUUUAGCAAUGUUAAUCGAUAGCAUAUUUCGUGAUGACCAUUCAAAAAUGCUAGAUAAAUCCUCAUUAACGCAUCUAGAAAUAGAUUCAUUAGAAAUGGUUGAACAAUCCAGGUAAAUUUGCACAUCAUCUGCGUAUAUAUGUAUUUUACAAUAUUUUAAAACAUUUGGUAGGUCAUUUAUAUACAAAGCGAAGAAGAUCGGCCCUAAUAUGGAUCCCUGUGGAACGCCUGAUUUGAUGGAUGCAAAACUAGAGAAACUGCCAUUGUUGAAUACACUUUGAAAUCUUUCAGUGAGAUAUGAAUAUACUAAUUGAGCUGCGUUAGGAGAAAACCCGAAAUUUCUUUGCAGUUUUUUGCAAAGCCUUGAAUGGUUUAUCGUAUCAAAAGCUUUUGAAAAAUCCAGUAAUACCAAAACAGUGGGUUUUCCUUUAUCUAAGACUAUACCAAUGUCAUCGAACACUUUCAUCAUCGCGGUCUUUGUGCUAUGUUUUGGUCGAUAGCCUGAUUGAAUAUCAGUUAAAAGAUUAUUAACAUUUAUGUACUCACAUAUUUGCUUUUUUGACAAAGAUUCAAAUGCUUUGGAAAGUACACAAAGAAUACUAAUCGGACGAAGAUUUUGAACAGAAUCCAAAUUGUUUUUCUUUUUUAUAGGAAUAAUUUUAGAUUGCUUCCAACAUUUUGGAAAUUGACAACUAUUUAUUAUUGCGUUAAAAAUAUGAGUUGUUUGUGAAACUAUGUAAGGCAUACACAUUUUUAUGAAUUUAAGUGGUAUGUUAUCUAACCCUACAGCGUCAGAUUUGAUAUCACAUAUCGCAUUGAUAACUUGGAACUCAUUUAUUUGAGUGAAAUUGAAUGCUGGCCACUCUUGUACAUGUGGCUGCGGUAUGAAACCGUCAUCACCUUCACUAAAACUUUCUGAGAAAAACUUAUUUAUUACAUCUGGUUCAAAACUAUUGCAGGACGUGGAUGACGAAGUAUUGAUUCCUAUAGUUUUAAGACGUUUCCAUAAUAUUUUUGGUGGUAGAUCAGUGUGAAUUCUUGCAGUGUAAAAUUGUUGCUUUGCUUUCCUAAUUAGUAGAUUUACUCUAUUCCGAAGCCUUUUGUACAAAGCAUGAUUAUUUUCAUCUGAGGUUAAUUUCCAUUGUUUAAAAGUAAGAUCGCGAUCAACAAUAGCUCUUGCGAUGUCCUUAUUGAACCAAGGAUUUGCUUUCUUGUUUUUAACUAUUGUUGCAAACGGUACAUAUUGGUCAUGAAGAUCACGAAUGGUGGAAUUGAACAAUUCUGUUAGCAAGUCAAUGUUUGUAAUACUGUAAAAACUUUCCCAAUCAACUGAUUCUAACGCAUCACGAAGCAUGCCUACAUUUACCCGAUCGUAGUUUCGAUAUUGAAAACUGUCUUGCAACAGUGUUGUUUCAAAAUUUAAAGAGGCGAAUAUCAUAUCGUGAUUCGAAAGUACAGGAAUGUCCGUUUGGUGAAAUUUCAAAACAUGCGAGGGAUCAUUGCACAGUAAUAAAUCCAGUUGAGAUGACCCAUUUCUGUGAUAAAAGGUUGGCUCAUUUCCUAUACUCAUGAAGCCAUGAGCAGUUAACACUUCCUGUAAUCUCACAGUUUUGCUAGCAUUUGUAUUCAAUAAAUUAGUGUUGAAAUCACCUAGAAGAUAAAUUGCAUCAUAAAAUGAACCAUAACGACAAAGCAUUGUGUUCACAACCUCAGAGCAAUCAAGUUCGGGAGGGAUAUAGAAAACUCCAAACAGCUUCGUACGAAAAUGUGGCAUACUAAUUUCGCAAAUAAUAAAUUCAGAAUUUGUUUCACCUAUCUCACAUUUUGAAAAUUCAAUAACAUUAAAAUUUAGAUUUUGUUUAACGUACAUUAAAACUCCACCACCUGUUCUACCUACUCGAUCAUUCCUAAUUAUUUUAUAUCCAUCUAUUGCUAUGAUAUUAUCAUCAAUGUGAUCAUUCAACCAAGUUUCACUUAUGCAAACAAUAUCAACAUUGGUCAUAAGAAUAAUUUGUUUGAAUUCAUGGAAUUUCGACAAUUUACGAGCACACAAACUUUGGCUAUUUACACAACACACUGACAGUUUCCCGGGAAUUAAGGCCGAUUUCAUUACUACUCCCGGAAUGCACCAAUUUGCAGAGGUGUUGCUAAUAGGAACAUUAUCCAUGAUCAAAAAUAUGUACAGAUGAGAUCAGAGCGGAAAAUGAUUUGAGCACUUUGUUUACCAUACCAACAAAAUAAAAAACUAUGUUCAUCUUCAUAUUCAUUCAUUGAUAGGAAAAAAAAACAAAUAACAAUUCAUUGAUAGUGACACAAAAUGCAAAAAUAACCGUUCGUAACAAAACA
Messenger RNA from Aedes albopictus (Asian tiger mosquito), 7785 nucleotides. RefSeq names its product RE1-silencing transcription factor-like. The record is from RefSeq and is a predicted model, not a curated record. The coding region runs from base 1609 to 3189 and encodes 526 amino acids. NCBI's taxonomy places the organism in Eukaryota, Metazoa, Arthropoda, Insecta, Diptera, Culicidae. The transcript has 2 exons.